Molecule: messenger RNA, 1245 nt
Organism: Iphiclides podalirius (scarce swallowtail)
Lineage: Eukaryota; Metazoa; Arthropoda; Insecta; Lepidoptera; Papilionidae
Source: the annotation of a GenBank genome assembly
AUGAGCAGUGAUAAUCAUUGCCCCCCGUACAGGCAUAAGUUCAAGGGUAUCGAAAAUUUCCUGCGCCGAGUUGCAUUUAAUCUAGGUAAUACCCCAUCGCAGACAGAGGUCAAAAUUAUCUCAUGCAUCCCGAUAGACGUCACCGACCUUCAGCAGAAGAUCAACACGCUCGAGAGAGAACUGUAUGAGGUGCGAGCAGGCACCAAUAAGAACGACAAUAUAAAGGCGAACGCCAAAAACACGCCAAACCCAACUCGGCAGACCACACCUAUCGUUCAGACGGCCCUUGGAAAGCCCAUUCCGAUGUUUUGCAAGUCUAAGAGCAAGACGCAGUGUAAGUACAGCCAAGCGAAGACUUCCGUCACGAGUCAAGGGUGCAACACGAAAUUGAAUAAACCUCGCAAAUGUCGCUUCAAACGGAAAAGGUCGAGCGUGUGCAACGUAUCGUCGUUUUCUUCCGAAGACAAAGCCGACGGUCAAUACAACAUGGCGUAUAAAAUCGAUCCUAAUUUCUCCAGAACGAAAGUCCCGGUGGCUAAGGGAUGCUACAAAAAGAGAAAUUCCGACAACGCUUCGGCACACGCUGAAAAUGUAACCGCUGAACAAAAUGAAUCUAAAGAUGGAGACGUACCGCCGAAUAUAGUAACCAACGAAUCGGACUCUGAUGAUACACUUGUAGCAGAUGAAGCAACGCAGAGAAAAGAAAAGCCCGGUCUUCUGCAAAAGGUGCUGCGAUCAGUUAAGAAAUUCAAGAGAUACAAACCGAAGAGGCAAAAGCGAAGCGCGAAGGGCGAUAUCGACUCCGAGGAGAGCGGUACUGAGAGCCAGACCGUUUACAGUUAUAAAACCUACAGAGAUCUCAAUCCCGGCCCGAAGAACAAUACGGCGAAGCCAAAAUCGACGGUGCAAGCUGAUACACAGGUCGAUAAAUCGUUUCAAGAGAACGUCAGGAGGCUGUCUCCUUACAUGGAGCAGGAAUACAGACGCUACUGGGAGGAAAAAUUGAUGUUCCAUGAGGGAAAAUCCCCACUCCAUUCUUCCGAGAAAUCCCAUGCAUGGACGCGCAGCCCGCAAAGCCCAAUGUACUGGCGGGGCUACGAAGCCAGGAGCGCAAUUCUGAAGGACGGAGAAUUGAAAUUACCACGCGGGUAUAGAAGAGGCGACGGGACUACGCAGAAAGAGAGGACAGGCCUUAAGCUCGAGUGGAUGAAGAAGCAAAAGUUUAAAUCAAUCAAAGAACACCAG